Molecule: messenger RNA, 558 nt
Organism: Raphanus sativus (radish)
Lineage: Eukaryota; Viridiplantae; Streptophyta; Magnoliopsida; Brassicales; Brassicaceae
Exons: 2
Coding region: 1-558 (185 amino acids)
Source: RefSeq, a predicted model, not a curated record
AUGGAAGAUGGUCACGACCCGGCUGUCGAACAAACUCCGCAACUCUCAGAAGUGCCGGAUGAGCAGGAGCAUGAGCAGGAGCAGGAGUGGGUGCCACACCGGGAGCGGGAGGAGAAUGAGAGGGAAAUGGAGAAGGAGAUGUCUGGUAGGAGCUGUACGGCGAUGCGGAACCCGAAAUGGAGCCGCUCCCCGAACCACCACGACCACGACGCUGUCGAGAGCGGAGAGGAAGAGAAGAGAUAUGAACUUACAUGGGAAGAGAGGAGAGGAAGAGAGGGGAGGAAGGAGGCCGAGAGGAAGAGAGGAGAGGAGAGGAGAGGAGAUCCGUCGAGGAAGAGAGAAGAGAGGAGAGGAGAAGGACAGGAGCCGCGAGGAAGAGAGAGGAGAAGAGAAGGAGGCGGUGAGGAAGAGAGGAAAAUCGAGAAGGAGAGAAAUGGGGAAGAAAAGAAUGAAAACCUAAUUUAUGAGGGGUCCGACGGACAUGGUCCGUCGAAAUUUCCUCGAAAUUUUUUAACGGGGUCGUCGAAAUUUCCUCGAAAUUCUCUUGUUGGCGGCUAG